Molecule: messenger RNA, 3133 nt
Organism: Xyrichtys novacula (pearly razorfish)
Lineage: Eukaryota; Metazoa; Chordata; Actinopteri; Labriformes; Labridae
Source: the annotation of a GenBank genome assembly
AUGUUGUUUUCCUGCUCAGAGUUGAGAAACGGGGUCCUGGCUCUUAGUUUGAGUCACGGAUCAGGAACUCUCCUCAACAUCAUCAGUGACAGAAAGGUGAAAUAGAGUUUCGCUCCUUUUUUUUUUUUUUUGAGAUGAUUGAUAUUUAGUCAGGUCAAUGGCAGUGUGUGUAUGUGUGUGACUUUUUUUAGGUGGUGCAGCUGAUCCUGGACCAGUGUGGGGCUAGCCUGGCUGGGCCAUCCAGUUGCCUGAAUCACCUGCUGUUCCUUCCCACAAGGAACGGCAAGUGAUUCACACAGGCUAGUGUGGGGCGGUGACGGUGAACAAGCUGGAGGGGGUUGGAGGGGAGGAUCAGGAGGCAGACGAGUCGGGCUGCAGGGCUGCAGGAGAAACACCCGGAAACCAGAGGUGUGACAGAGAGAGAGAGAGAGAGGAGAGAAGAUGUCUCACAUGUUAAUUUCUAACGGCCUCUUUCUUCAUAUUUCCCUCCCUCUCUCUCUAUAUCUCUUUUACUUCUCCUCCUACCUGUCCUUUUUCUCCCUGUCUUCCCUUGUUCCCGCUCUCCUUCCUUCUCCUCCUCCUCCUCCUCCUCCUCUUCCAAGAUCUUCCAAGAUACACGAUCACAAAGUCCUCCUCUUCCUCAGGUAUCUAAAUGUCUUCCAGCCUCUUCAGCUGGGUGGAGUGAAGGACUCUCCUCCCCAUCGUCGGUAUCAGAGCUUCACAGGCUGUCUUCGUAACCUGGCGGUGGACAGUCAGGAACACCUUUGAGCUGUGUGUGUGUGUGUGUGUGUGUGUGUGUGUGUGUGUGUGUGUGUGUGUGUGUGUGUGUGUGUAUGAGUAUUAUGAAAUGUUUAAAUCUUCUUCCUUCCUCUGGUCCCUCAGGUGUACUACCUGGCGUCUCCAGGCGGGAGCGUGGACAGCAUCCCUGGGUGCCGGCUGACAGACGGUGUGUCUGUGUUUUACACUUCAGAGGUGUUGUGUUUUCAGACAAUGUCAGAUAAUGCAGUGAAAUGAAGCUCCACUAUUUGGCUCCACAAUAAGAAACAGCUUGAUGCUAUACAGCGCAUAAUGACACCAAUGAUCAGAAGAUUAAUAUGAUGAUUAUUACUUCAAGGAAAUGAUAAAGUAAUGAUCAUGUUGAACAUCAUGAAAAGAUGUUUGGUGGCUAGUACUAUGGCUGUGACCCUAUGUGUCCUGUUGAUGAAGUUAAGUGCUGUUCUGAGCAUUAUUUGUGGCUAUACAGUGGCGUUUUGGUUGAGGUUUGUUUAUGGCUCCUCAGACUGCUGUGUGUUGCUAUCCUACGGUUGUUACCAAAGUUGGCAAAACUAGAGAAGCAAGUGGUCAGCAACAUUCAUCUCUCAACAUUCAUCUUGUCUAACACGGUGUUAUGGUGUGUUUGACCCUAACUUAAUUUUACGCCGGAAUAUCCCUUUAACCUUGAAGAAGAAACUCAUCAACAUGUUUGUGUCUUUUCUUUAAUGUGAAACCACGAUAUUCAAAGAGGCAUUAUUAUAUUUUUGAUGUUUUAUCCAUCCAUCCUCUCCCACCAUCUGGGCCAGCUCACCACCAGGUAGUGAUCAGAUGACAGCUCUGCCCCUCUCUUCACCUGGUGGUAAGCUGUCAACUGAUCACUACCUGGGAGCCAGCUUACCACCAGGUAGUGAUCAGUUGACAGCUCCGCCCCUCUCUUCACCUCUUCACCUGACGACACGAUCACAAAGUCCAUCAUCGAACUGUGGCCCAGAGUGUCCUGGUGCCAAUUGCACAUGUGGACACCCUCAUGUCUGAACAUGGUCAGGCUGUGAUGAGCACAGUCGAAGCGAGUGAAACUUGGUGCCAAAUAUUUUGUCCAUCAUAAGGAGUCUGUUUGAGCUACCCUUAGUCUGAUCCCUCCUCCAGGACCUCCAGACCCUACCAGAGGCAUAAAGCCCCCCAACAAUAUAGCUCCUGGGAUCAUUGGGACACACAAACCCCUCCACCACGGUAAGGUGGUAGCUCUAGGAGGGGAAUUUUUUUUUCCAGUUUAGAAAACUGUGGGCGAACCGGAGCCUCCCGGAGUAAACCCAUACGGACAGGGGGCGUUUUUGUGCCGCCUGAAGACAAACAAGACAAACACAAAACAAACAACACCUAAAGAGAGACGCCCCCCCAUAUGUGGAGUCCGUCACUCCAUAAGUGUUUUUGUAUGUUAGUGGAACAAACAGUGAAUUGUAAUAUGGGCAUUACACCUCAGCCAUCUCACAGUAGCCUAUUAGUAUCAGCAUUUCAGCUGAACAACAGACUACUGCUUGACUACCUUACUACUUCGAGAUGAACCUUGGCCAUGGCUCCUUUUGGUGCCGUUCAUGACUGGAGUAAAUUCAACCCAUUUAAAGUACAUUGUGCUAUAUUCUUUUUAAUCCUUUACUAAGUGAAUCAUGGCAACAUCAUUUAGCAUUUAUUGGUUUAUUCAAAGAAAAAUGCUGCUACAUAAGGAAGGUUUGGCAUUUGACUGUAAUGCUGUUGGAAACUCCACAUGAUCUAAAAACAGAUUGUCACAGAAACACUCUAGCAUGUCAUCUCUCCUCCUCCUUCAGCUGUCCCAGAAUUCUCCUUUGACUCGGGCAGUGCUGUGAGAUAUCAACUCAGAGGAGGCGGCAGCUCUUGCCACACUCACAUCCAGCUUCUUCUGAGGACCAGAGCCUCCUCUGGCACCUUGCUCUCCGUGAUGUCCCGGGAGGCCAAUGAGUACAUCAUCCUAGAGGUCAAUAACUCAACAUUUUCCUGUGCACAUAGGUGGCAGCAUUAAUGAAACAGACACAAAGCAUUAUGGGAAGACUAUUUGAAAAUAUGCUGACAUUUGCUUCACUUUUGAUCGCAGAUGGUCACCUUUUCUGUCUGCUCCAACCUUGGUGAUGGAGCCGACGCUCUGCAGCUCCCUGGUCAGCAGGUGGAUAUUGGGCAGUGGGUCCAGGUCAGCCUCAGUCACCAUGACAACCUGUUCACUACCACUGGAGGAAGCCAGAGAGAGAUCGUGGUUCACCCCAUGGUCGGUAACGUGUCGAACAGCGGAGAGAAGACGACUUUAAAGGUGGGAUUCAGAUCUGAUACAAACUUUCCAGUGCUCCUGUUUUCAGAGAUUUUUACAACAUGA